CGGUAAUUUAAUAAUGCAAUAUACUACGACUAUUCUCAAAAUAACAACAAGCAUAGAUAAUAAUAAAUGACACCGAGGAUUUACGUGGUAUACCCUGAUUUUGGGCCAGUCCACGGGAACAACAGCUCCGGAGUAUUUCUUUACUAUAACAAUGGUAGGUUACAGAGAUUUUCUCGAUACAAGAAAUAGAACACACGGUGUUUCCCAAACAACCUCACUAUUUCACUCACAAAGAAAUCUCCUAUCUACCCGUGGUAGUGAAAACAUUUCACUACCAAAACCCACAAAAGAAAUACGAACAGAA
Linum tenue is the source of this 304-nucleotide messenger RNA. The record is from the annotation of a GenBank genome assembly. Lineage: Eukaryota; Viridiplantae; Streptophyta; Magnoliopsida; Malpighiales; Linaceae.